UAUAUCAACAACGAGCAGCCCUAGCAACGAGGCCGAACGAAUAUAAUUUCGGUGGCAAAAUUUUCGUGUGUUCUUUUUGAAAAUAAUAACAAAUUGCGCAUUUUAAAACUAAGGGAAAUAGUAGUUUAGCCUGUUAACAAACAUAGCAGCACAUCCAACAAGAAUCGUUCCUCGGAAAUCUACAAAUAAUAUUUUGUACAGUGCGUGCGUCGAAUAGACUGGGCAGCGGCCAUUUUGAGCAAAGGAAAAACGUCAGCACCCUUUGCACACUUUUCCUACGUGAUUUAUGAAUUGCUAAAUUGUGCAAUACUUUCGAGCAAUGAACUAAUUUAAGCUAAUUUAAUUUUCUCUCACUCGUUUGCGGCCGCGCCGCCCUCUCUUAAUAUCAGUGAGCUACGAUAAAUACCGCACUUUAAAAGCCGCCGAGAGCUUUUACGCUUACAGUGAAAAGCUUGCUGAACAUAAACAAAACCAAAAACCACUCACACAAAUUAGCAAAAUGGCUGAUGAAGAUAUCUCAUUGAACGAGGACCAGCUCUUGGAGUCGAUGGAAGAGACCAAUGGCGAGCAGGAGACUGAAAUUGUGACAGAGACUGAGGAGGAAGGAAGUAUGCAAAUCGACCCCGAGCUAGAGGCCAUCAAGGCCCGUGUCAAAGAGAUGGAGGAGGAGGCAGAAAAAAUCAAGCAAAUGCAGUCCGAAGUGGACAAACAAAUGGCCGGUGGAUCCACAACCGGUCUUGCUGCAGUGCCGCUUUCCCUCGAGGAGAAGCAGGAGAUCGACACGAGGUCCGUCUAUGUGGGGAAUGUGGACUACGGAGCAUCUGCGGAGGAGCUCGAAGCACAUUUUCAUGGAUGCGGCACCAUCAACCGUGUCACAAUCCUGUGUAACAAAGCUGACGGCCAUCCCAAGGGCUUUGCCUACAUUGAGUUUGGCUCAAAGGAGUUCGUUGAGACGGCCCUGGCCAUGAACGAAACCCUGUUCAGAGGUCGACAGAUCAAGGUCAUGUCAAAGCGCACAAACCGCCCAGGCCUUUCCACCACAAACCGCUUUGCCCGCGGCACCUUCCGAGGGCGAGGAGCUCGUUCCUCAAGGGCCUGCUGCCACUCCACCUUCCGAGGCGCACGUCGAGCAAUAAGGGGUUACCGCGGCCGUGCCAACUACUAUGCUCCCUACUGAUAAUUGUUAAAUAGAACCCACUAGUAAGAUUUUUUUACCAAUUUAUUUCAAAAAACAUUAUUUUAUUGCCAAACUUCUUUG
Molecule: messenger RNA, 1258 nt
Organism: Drosophila miranda
Lineage: Eukaryota; Metazoa; Arthropoda; Insecta; Diptera; Drosophilidae
Product: polyadenylate-binding protein 2-like
Exons: 5
Coding region: 500-1177 (225 amino acids)
Molecular function (GO): RNA binding
Source: RefSeq, a predicted model, not a curated record